Molecule: messenger RNA, 1643 nt
Organism: Phoenix dactylifera (date palm)
Lineage: Eukaryota; Viridiplantae; Streptophyta; Magnoliopsida; Arecales; Arecaceae
Product: Tetratricopeptide repeat (TPR)-like superfamily protein
Molecular function (GO): protein binding
Source: RefSeq, a predicted model, not a curated record
CUCUCUCUCUCUCUCUUCCCCUCUUGAAAUUCGCCUGCGCCUAUCCUUUUCUUGUCCCAUUUCCUUCCGAAUUCCCCGAUCCCUCUGCUCGUUCCUCCUUUGCCCUUCCUCGUAUUUCUCCUCGAAUCCACCUUCCAAUCAUUUCCUCCCUUGGAUUCGGCGAUCCAUAUUUCAUCUUCUUUUCUUGAUUUCUGAAUGUUUUGGAGUUUUCUCAGUUCCUCCCUCCUCGAUCCUUCGAAUCCCUUUCGAGUUAGAUCAGGAUUUUAGUGUUUUUUUCUUCAAAAGUUCCUAUUUUUGUCUGGAUUUUGUUGGGAUUUCUAUUGAUUCGAUUCGUGGAGUGGAAGAAAGAUUGGGAUGGCGGCGGUUCUGGACAAGAUCGAGAGGGCGCAUCAGAUGUAUAGAGAAGGGCAGCACGAGGAGGCGCUAGGGCUCUACACUGAGGCUUUGGCUCUGGCCAAGACCAAGGCCCAGAAGAUCGCCCUCCACAGCAACCGGGCCGCCUGCUAUCUGAAAUUGCACGACUUCAAGAAGGCAGCAGAAGAAUGUACUUCAGUCCUCGAGCUAGAUCACCAGCACACAGGAGCAUUGAUGUUACGUGCACAAACAUUGGUUACCCUUAAGGACUACCAAUCGGCACUCUUUGAUGUCAACCGGCUGAUGGAGCUCAAUCCAUCAUCUGACGUGUACCAGAACCUGCAAGCUCGACUAAGAACACAAUUGUCACUAGCCCCGAUACCUGAAUCUGAGGAAGAAGCGCUGUGCCUUGAAGAAGAUGAAGAAUUCCCUCCAAAACGGGAUACAAAAAUUGAGCUCCCAAGCAGUAAUCCUGGAGUACCUAUAACCCAAACUCCGAACCUCGAGGUUUCAGCUAAUCUGCCUUCCAAACCCAAGGGUUGGGAAGCAAUCCCAAAACCAAAAGGGCAUUCAGGUCUGGACUAUUCUCGAUGGGACAGGGUGGAAGAUGAUUCAAGUGAAGAGGAAGAAGAUGAUGCAGAAGAGCAGCAACCACAGUAUCGGUUUCGUGUUAGAACUGUUGGUAUACGGCCUGUGAAGUGAAUAAGCUCUUGGGUAAAGUUUAAAUGUAAAUAUAUGGAUAUUUGACAAAAGGAUUGCCUGAACAUAAUCAUCCAUGGCCCGUCUAUCUGGUUUGCCUACUCAUACAAGGAGUUAUCUAUAUGUCCAGAAGUGACUGAUAGAAGCUGAUGAAGCUUUUUGCCAGUUCUAGUCGUUUACAAUUUACAUGUCCACAGUUAACUGGCCUCUUGAUGGAUUGGUCCUUGCUGGAGGAUGAGCCAUACAGACUGAUCGCUUAUCUCUGCCUCAUCCUUAACAGAAAUAUGGGACCCUUUAAUUCAAUUACUCAGGGAACAUUCUGCUUUAAAAACAUGUCUUACCAACAGUGACCAUAAUUCUGCAACCUGUUACAGUUCAUUAAUCGCAUGGGAGAGAUCACAUUUAUUUCUGGGGGUAAGGAAUCUUGUUCGCAGGUGUAAUAUUUAAUUAUUUUAGAGAUGUCGAGGUUGAUGUAACUUGAAGGGUAGAUUUGUGUGUUGAUCCUUCUAUUACCCCUCCCUUAACUGACAUCAGAGUGCCACUUUUCUGUAAUUAAUUCGAAUAUGAAGUUCUGUUCAUGCUUUCAGCCC